Messenger RNA from Rana temporaria (common frog), 5616 nucleotides. RefSeq names its product zinc finger protein, FOG family member 2 (gene ZFPM2). Lineage: Eukaryota; Metazoa; Chordata; Amphibia; Anura; Ranidae. Gene Ontology annotation, molecular function: RNA polymerase II-specific DNA-binding transcription factor binding. Gene Ontology annotation, biological process: negative regulation of transcription by RNA polymerase II; cell differentiation; positive regulation of transcription by RNA polymerase II. The transcript is spliced from 8 exons. The record is from RefSeq and is a predicted model, not a curated record. Gene Ontology annotation, cellular component: nucleus. Bases 502 to 3954 code for a protein of 1150 amino acids.
UUUUUAUGACAGUUUGUAAAGGGCUUUCCCUCCCUGCUCAUUCCUUAUCUGCUUCCCCUCCUACUGGAAAAGUGGCUUUUCGCUCCUCCUCUGAUUUCCUCCCCAUUCAGCAAUCAGUCAGGGAGAGUGGAUGUGAGCAUUGACUGGGCUCAAGCUUCAAGCAGCAGCAGCAUCACCAUCCUCCCUGGGACUGUAGGAGAGGACCCCCUCCCACCUCUCUGUCCCCCUCUCUCUUCUCUGUGCUCUCCAUCCCUUCACUCCCUCCUCUCUCUGCACUCUCUCUCUCUCUCUCUGCACUCUCAUCCCUGCUACCCUCCCACCUCUCGCUUGUCCCUCUCGUCUCUUGCUCCAGUCCCUCUACUUGCUCUUCUCCCCUCUUCUUCUUCUUCUCCAUCCGGGCAUCACAUCAUCUGACUCUCAAUCGCAAGACAUCGAUCGCCUCUUCUAUGAGACAAACCAAUUGAUCUGUCCGCUGGGGUUCCUGGACCAAGUACAGACAGCAUGUCCCGAAGGAAACAGAGCAAACCCAGGCAAAUCAAACGUCCACUGGAGGAUACUAUAGAGGAUGAAGAGGAAGACUGUUUGUCUGAGGAGAAUGACAUUGUCUCUAAAGAAGAUUUUCCUCUAGAAGGAAGUUUUACUUCGGAGUUUGAGCCGGAGAACAUGACCUGUGAAGAUGUGGAAUAUUUCUGCAAUAAAGGAGAUGAAGAAGGCAGUCAUGGAACAGCAGAAUCAGACGGGGAAGCGCAGACAGAGAAAACGACUCAAACCGGGACAGUGACUGAGGGUUGGGAUGGGCCAGGAGAGCUGGAAGUGUUCCAGAAGGAUGGAGAGCGGAGGAUUCACAGCCGACAGCAGCUUCCAGUUGGAACGACGUGGGGGCCCUUUGCUGGCAAGAUGGAUUUUAACAAUGAUAACAACACUUUGAAAACAAAGACCCCUGUGCCACUGAUGUUGACAGAUGGUCCUAAGUGGCUGCUGGAUGUGACUUGGCAAGGAGUCGAGGAUAGCAAGAACAACUGCAUUGUGUACAGCAAAGGGGGACAACUGUGGUGUACAACCACCAAGUCUAUUGCUGAGGGCGAGGAGUUAAUUGCCUUUGUUGUGGAUUUUGACUCAAGGCUACAAGCUGCCACUCAAAUGACUCUUGCGGAGGGGAUGUAUCCAGCGCGCUUGUUGGACUCCAUACAGCUCCUUCCUCAACAAGCAGCUAUGGCUUCUAUCUUGCCUACAGCCAUUGUCAACAAAGACAUAUUCCCCUGCAAAUCUUGUGGAAUUUGGUACAGGAGCGAGCGCAACUUGCAGGCCCAUCUCAUGUACUAUUGCAGUGGUCGCCAGAGGGAUACAGCCCAGCUUCCAGAGGACAGUGAGGAAAGCACGCCACAGAUGUCCAGUAUCUGCCCAUACCCACAGUGCACCAAAAGCUUUUCUAAUGCCAGAGCACUGGAAGUACAUCUAAACUCCCACAGCGGUGUUAAAGUUGAAGAUGUCUUUCCUCCCGGGGCCAGCCUGAAAUGUACAGUGUGUAACUACACGGCAGAAUCUGUGAUUAACUUCCACAAACACCUGUUCUCUCAUCUUACUCAAGCUGCCUUUCGAUGCAAUCAGUGCCAUUUUGGCUUUCAGACUCAGAGGGAACUCCUACAACACCAGGAGCUUCAUGUCCCUGGAAGUAAACUGCAACGAGAAGCUGACACCGAACACUCUCCCGGUGCCAACGAAGCAAAUGCACAACAGACGCCAGAGCUGCUGAAUAAAAAUGAACUUCUGCAGAGCCAAAAGACUGGGCUGAACAAAGAUGCAAGCUCAGACAGUGAACUGGAAAAGAGUGAGAAGAAACCGCAUCCUUUUCUGUCCAAUCAGCGGCUAGAGACAGGCAAUAAAAACAUGUUUUCCUACACUAAAAUAAAAUCUGAGCCAUCGAGCCCCAGGCUUGCUUCAUCUCCUGUACAGCCCACUAUUGGACCCUCUUUCCCCAUGGCACCCUUUCUAUCUCAGUUUGCUUUUCCCCAUGAUAUAACUGUGGUUCCUCAAGCCUCAGAAAUACUGGCAAAGAUGUCUGAACUGGUACACCGGCGGCUAAGGCAUGGCAGCAAUAGCUACCCCCCUGUCAUUUACAGCCCCCUGAUGCCAAAGGGAGCCACUUGCUUUGAGUGCAAUAUAACAUUUAACAACUUGGACAAUUAUUUGGUACAUAAGAAACACUACUGCAAUAGCCGAUGGCAGCACAUAAGCAAGUCAGACUUUCCCAGUGUAACGGAGAAGAUACCAGAAGCUGUGAGCCCAACCAACGCUCAGAAUCCUGUCAACCUUCUCAAUACAACUCUUCAUUCUUCCGAAAAUGACAACCAACUGCUUCAAGCCUCCUGCAUUAACUCAGGCAAUGUUCUAGAUCUUCUGGGGUCAAACUUAAAGCCAAGGGACAAAGACUUUGCCUCUGAUGUAAAAAAAUUGCCAAAUGCGACUAACAAUGAUGAGAAAAUUAAUGGAAAAGCAGCAGAAAUAAAAAAUGCUGCACCCCCACAAAUGGAAGGUGACAGUGGUGACCCAAACAGUACCACCUGCGCAGCUUGUAAUAUAACCUUCAGUAGGCAGGAAACAUUCAUGGUUCAUAAACAGUACUACUGCGCAACUCGCCAUGACCCCCCAUUAAAAAGAUCAGCGACAAACAAAGUGCCUGCCAUGCAGAGAACUCUGCGCACUAGGAAGAGGAGAAAGAUGUAUGAGAUGUGCCUUCCUGAGCACGAUCAGAGGCCACAACUAGUUCAACAGCAUUUUCUUCAUGUGGCUAAUCUUGGCAACCCUUGCACAUCUGUCCAAGAGCCUGCAGAAAACCCCGGGGACUGUUAUCAUCCCAGGUGCGAUAUCUUUCCAGGAGUUGUUCCAAAGCAUUUGGAAACAUCACUUUCAAUUAGUAAAUGUGUUCCCGUGGUGAAAUGCGAAACUUCGCACUCAACCAUUUCCUCCCUGGAGAUGGAUGCACCAAUAGACCUUAGCAAAAAAUGCUUAGCGCAGUCUGAUCGAGUAGCCUCCUCUCCCAAAAGGCUCCUGGACUAUCACGAGUGCACAGUUUGUAAGAUAGGUUUUAAUAAAGUUGAGAACUACCUUACCCACAAGCAAAACUUCUGUCCCGUGACAGCAAGCCAACGUAACGACAUAGGAAAUCUAGAGAGCAAAGUUUUCCCCAACCCUGAGAGCGAAAGGAACAGCCCUGAAGCCAACUUCGAAAGGAGCUCCAUAAAGUGUGAAAAGAACAGGACCUCAAAACAGUCCUCACCUAAUGGGAACUUGUUCUCUUCACACUUAGCGACUCUUCAAGGUCUUAAAGUCUUUAGCGAGGCAGCACAGCUUAUCGCCACGAAAGAGGAAAACAAAAAUGCUUUUUUUUCACAAUGCCUUUACCCAGGAGCAAUAAAAAAAGCGAAAGGCGCCGAUCAGCUUUCCCCAUAUUAUGGAAUCAAGCCAAGUGAUUAUAUUUCUGGGUCUCUUGUAAUACACAAUGCGGAUUUAGAUCAAAGCACAAAUGUAGAAAGCGAGUCUCCCAAAAGUCAGAUACCUUCAAAUGGAUGUUCUUUACUGAAGAAAGAGUCGCUCCCACUAUUGCCAAAAAACCGGGGCAUGGUAAUAGUGAAUGGUGGACUUAAGCAGGAGGAUCGGCCUGCUGUAAACUCUCAGCAAGAGAACCUUUCCCAGAACCCUCCAGCAGAAGACGGGUGUAAAUCACCCUCCUGGGCACCUGACAAACCUCCGGCAGCUAAUGAAAACGUUUCUCCGGCAGCCCCGGCUGUUGAGGAUCAGGCAUCAAGCCUAACGAAAACCGUGAAUGGAUCUGGAGCAGCUGCAGCCAGCGGGAAGUAUUGCCGCCUGUGCGACAUCCAGUUUAACAAUCUUUCAAACUUUAUUACUCACAAAAAGUUUUACUGCUCGUCACAUGCUGCCGAACAUGUCAAGUGAACAAUCACAUCUGGAGGUUUUGUUACAACGUGAAGUAUGUUUGUUUCCUGCAGUCAGAGUAAAAGAAAAAAACAAACUAUAAUGCUGCUUAAUUGAAAUCCGGACAAUCAGGAUAUCCGUACAUUUGAAAUGACUUGAAGAUUUAAGGUGUAAUUCCAUAACAGUUAUGCGUAAAAGUGUAUUAUUGGUGCCAUUUUUCUUAUUAUUUAUUUUACCAGCAUCGUUCAUACAUUUGCAUCCAGCAGCGACUCCCGUUCCUCAGCCGUUAUUGUUCAGCUAUGAGCUUGCCAGGGUAGUGGUCGCUGUUGGAUGCGACUGUAGCUGUGGUUCUGUUAUUUUUUAUUUAAAGAACUUUAUAUUAAAGUCAUUUGUAAUGUUAUUGUAUAGUUAUUGUGUAGCACAUAUGGUUUGCACCUGUAUAGUAGAUUUUAAAUAAUAUAGACACAACAUUGCAGAGAAAAAAAGACAUAUUAGGAAUAGCUUCAGAAGCACUUGUGUAUACGGAUUUCCUUUCCUACGCUGUUGCAGAACGAGUAGCUGUCUUUGCUGAAAUAUAGCUGACACUUGUUAAGCCAACCAUCCACAUUACAAUACGAUUGUACAAUUUCCUUUAGAUUUACUGUAUAUGUUACAGUCUGAUUGUAUAAUCUCCUUUAGAUUUACUAACUUUACCUAGCUGAAUAGCAAUUGAAUGGAUAUUUUUCUUUAGGUAGGUUCCCCCCCACAACAUACGUGUUGGUAAGUAUAAAGGAGAUUGUACAAUCACAUGUGUGGCCAGGUUUAGGCUUAAUAUACAGGCAAGCUUUGAAAAGAAUGGUCUGCAAAUCAAUAGGACCAGUUGAUUAAUGUGUAUUGGUCCCAGUGGCCUAGAACAUUUGUAUGCUUUUCUAAGUAUUUGUCAUAGAAUCUCGAGAGGAACAAGACCUGCAGUAUUCAGGCUGUGCCUGACGAUGGAAACUUGAUGGAAGGUUGGCCGAAACUCUGCCAACUCUGCCAAAAACACAUCCCCACACUAGGUGCAUGUCCGCAGCCUAAACUGUGUAUACUUAUAGCCUUAAAACCACUAUACAACACACCUGUCAUUUCCAUCGUGGACAUAUUAUCUAUCCUUUGAAAAUAAUUUCUGUGACCACCUCAAGGAAUGUCAUGGCACACUCUAUACACAUUUCUAAAUUAAAAAUGGAUACAUUUAUUUUUCAUUCUAAAUGCUGCUCAGCAAUUAUUAGCUUACAAAGCCUUUUAUGUGAGCCAGUGGCAUGGUUAUGGACAUUUAAGUAUUUAUAUAUUCUUAUCAAGCAGUAAAAGAACAUUAAAGCAAGCCUUCACGUGCCUCUGAAGCUGCAGGCACUGCAAAGAAUUUUCCCUCAAAGUUCCAAGCAGAAGUACUUAAAGUGGUUCCAAAGCAUGGGUGUUUUUUUUACCUUAAUGCAUUCUCUGCAUUAAGGUAAAAAACACCCCACUGACUAUCCCCCCCCCCCCACCUCAACACUUACUUACCAGUCAGCUUACUUACUGGUGCUGUCCCAUCUUCAUGCCUUCUCUCCCAUCUCUUCUUCUUCUCAGAGGUACUUGGGCAGCAAUGACAGCCAAUGGCACCUGCUGCUGUCAAUCAAAGGAAGUGAGGAGGGAGAGAGGGGGUGGGAUCAAGCCGCACUGUGUGUG